This is a messenger RNA of Humulus lupulus (European hop), 1867 nucleotides long. Its product is annotated as 4-coumarate--CoA ligase-like 9. NCBI's taxonomy places the organism in Eukaryota, Viridiplantae, Streptophyta, Magnoliopsida, Rosales, Cannabaceae. The transcript is spliced from 6 exons. Bases 200 to 1867 code for a protein of 555 amino acids. The record is from RefSeq and is a predicted model, not a curated record. Gene Ontology annotation, molecular function: CoA-ligase activity.
UUGAUAUAUAUGUUAAAAAAACAGAAACAUAUUUGUUGCAUAGGUUGCCACAAUAGCAAUAAACUACAAUGAAGUAAACUAUAUAUUCACGCAUUUGUAAAAAAAAAAAAAAAGUAAACUAAAGUUUAACAAAACACGAUUUACGUCAAAUUUCAUUUUUCUCAUCACCACUCAUAGCUCGACCCAGUACUCCACCACCAUGGCUAUGAAAAACACCGUCGACCCCAGAAGCGGUUUCAACUCACUAACUAAGACCUUUCAAAGCCUGAGACCUCCCAUGCUUCACCUUCCUCUCGAACACCUCCCUCUCUCAGCAGCCGAAUACACUCUUACCCUUCUACGCAACUGCCCAUGGAACUGGCAAGACUCACUCGCCUUCAUCAACUCUGACACGGGUCACCGCCUCUCCUAUGCCCACUUCACUCGCCGGGUCCAAACCCUGGCAGUCAAUCUCCAAACCCAGAUUGGCCUCACCAAGGGCGACACUGCCUUCGUACUAUCCCCUAACUCGCUCCAAGUUCCGAUCCUCUACUUCGCGCUACUCACUCUCGGCGUCGUCAUCUCUCCUGCCAACCCGGUCAGCACCGAGUCAGAGAUCGCCAGACUCUUCCAGCUCAGCAAGCCGGGCGUCGCCUUUGCCACGUCAGCAAUAGCUCACAAGCUCGGAGGUUUGAUCGGAACCAUAAUCUCGAUGGACUCUCCCGAGUUCGACUCGCUCGUGACGACGGGUUCGACUCGGGAACUGAACCCAGUCGGAGUGAGUCAAUCCGACGUGGCAGUGAUCAUGUACUCGUCGGGGACUACAGGGAGAGUAAAGGGAGCGAUGCUGACUCACCGCAAUUUGAUAUCGCUCGUGGCGAGCUUCGACGCACAAGCGUGGCGCGUAGGGAAGACGGCUCCCGGUGUUUUGCUCAAAACGGUGCCGUACUUCCAUAUUUACGGGUUCAUUAGCUUCAUCAAGGGGGUUGGGAUUGGUGAUACGGAGGUGUUGAUGGAGAGGUAUGAGCUGAGGAAAAUGCUUAAGGCGAUAGAGGAGUUCAAGGUGACCACGGCGGCGCUAGUGCCGCCGAUUGUGGUGGCUCUGGUGAAGGGUAGUACUCAGUUAAUGGCGGCCUAUAACUUGAGCUCAUUACAAACGGUGGCUUGCGGUGGCUCCUCCCUAAGGAAAGAGAUCAUUGAGGCUUUCAAAGCUAGGUUUCCCAACGUAGCUUUGGCCCAGGGUUAUGGGCUUACUGAGACGGCGGGGGCAAUUUUCCGGCCAGUAAAUCCGGAAGAAAGUCUGCGGUGGGGUUCAUCGGGAAAGAUAUCAGAAGAGUUUGAAGCCAAAAUAGUGGAUCCGAAAACAGGUGAUUCUUUGCCUCCCUGCAAGGAAGGAGAGCUUUGGAUUAAGGGACCCUCAAUAAUGAAAGGUUAUAUUGGUGAUGAUGAAGCAAGUAAGGCAGCCAUAGUAGAAGAUGAAGGAGGAGAGAGGUGGUUGAAGACGGGAGACUUAUGUUACAUCGACCAUGAAGGCUUCCUUUUUGUCGUCGAUAGAUUCAAAGAGCUAAUCAAAUACAAAGGAUUUCAGGUGGCUCCGGCAGAGUUGGAACAAUUGCUUCAAUCCCACCCGGAGAUAAUUGAUGCUGCUGUCAUACCAUAUCCGGAUGAAGAAGCUGGUGAGGUACCAAUGGGUGUUGUGGUACGGAAACCUAACAGCAUCCUUGGGGAAUCAGAAGUAAUGAAUUUCGUAGCCAAACAGGUGUCACCAUACAAGAAGAUAAGGCGCGUGGCAUUUGUGGAUACCAUACCCAAGAAUACAUCUGGAAAAAUUUUAAGAAAUGAGCUACGCAAGAUUUUCAACCCACAUCAAUCUUUCUCUAGAUUGUAA